Molecule: messenger RNA, 2343 nt
Organism: Xyrauchen texanus (razorback sucker)
Lineage: Eukaryota; Metazoa; Chordata; Actinopteri; Cypriniformes; Catostomidae
Product: phosphatase and actin regulator 3-like
Exons: 14
Coding region: 195-1961 (588 amino acids)
Biological process (GO): actin cytoskeleton organization
Cellular component (GO): extracellular region
Molecular function (GO): peptidase inhibitor activity; actin binding
Source: RefSeq, a predicted model, not a curated record
CGAUUAAAUGCACCAAACCGCGUAUUCUAUAUACGUUCUGGGAUUUCCCCCUCAUGUAACUAUUGCACACGUCUUCAUCUUUUGGUUGAAGUUUAUAUACCUGGAACAAGGACCUGGAGGACUGACGGGCUCUUUCUGUUCUCCGCCCCCUCGCCACAUUUCGUAACGAGUUCAGUGUGUGACAGGUCGAGAAGAUGAAAGCUCAGUUCUGCUGCUUGGUGAGUGCUGCUGUUUUAUUUUGUCUGUUUGGAUGGUUGAGCACAACAGUAGCUGCUCCAGGACGAAACUCAACAGUGGUCAGUCACUGUCCACGGAAGCUGACAGUUGUGCCGUCCAGACGAGGAUGUGUUUCUGAUAAAGAUUGUGCUGGAGAACAGAAAUGCUGUGUGUUCGACUGUGGGGCUGUGUGUGUGCCACCUGCGUUCACAAAGCCAGGAGUGUGUCCAUGGAGAAUAUUUGGAGCAGGUGUGUGUGCCGAGUACUGCGCCAAUGAUAGCGACUGCCUGAACAAUGAGAAAUGCUGCAGCAAUGGGUGUGGACACAAAUGUACGCCUCCAUAUACGGAUGUGAUGGAGCAGCAGAAGGUGCUGCGCUCCAGCUGUUUGGUGAGUGGAGUCCACACCCCUCCCAUCCGUCACCACAGCAAGCUAGCCACGCUGGGGCGCAUUUUCAGGCCAUGGAAAUGGAGGAAAAAGAAAAACGAAAAGCUGAAGCAGAGCUCUACAGAUGUGGCCUUGGCCUGUGGACUUCACUCUCCAGACUUGAGCUCUUCCAUUCAGGGCAUCUCAGAUGCAGAAAUCCGGCUGCCUGGCUGUCAGGGGCCCAUACUUAGCAUCAGUAGCAUGGAGUACCUCAGCUCAGAGCAAGACAAUCUCCCUACAGUGGUAGAUUUAGUACAGAACAGCGAGACAACAGACGAACCAAAUUCAAAUGAGGAAGAGGAGGAAGAGGAGGUCAUUCCAUGUGUGAAUGAAAAUGAGGAUUUUGAGGAAGAUGCAGAGGACAAAGAGGAAGAUGAGGAAGAUGAGCCGCAGGAACAGUCUCCUCCAAGCAGUCAUUGCAAUCUUGUGUCUCAGCUUAGCACUGAGGAAGAUCCGGGUAAACUCAUCGUCACAACUGUGCCUCAGUCAAAUUAUUUUUUUGCAAAAGAACUGCCUAGAGUCCCUGAAGGCCCUACUCCUGUGGUUUUAAGAGGGCCUUUUAGUAAUACUGUGGGUUCACCACAUAUAGGAAGCAUACAUCCGCCACUGCCCCCAAGCUGUAUAAUAGAGGAACUGCACCGAGCCCUGGCAACAAAGCUCAGACAAGAGAGCAUCGAACGGGAGUCUAGUGGAGAGAAAGAGAACAGGAAAGAAUCAGAGGAAAACAAGGAAAACGUUAGACAGGACCACUGCUUCACUGAUGCUUCAGAAAUUAUCUAUGACAUUGACAGCUGGAACGAAUCUGUCAUUUCUGGUACAUUGCCAAGGAGGAUGAGGAAGGAGCUGCUGGCCGUGAAGCUUCGGAAUCGCCCCAGCAAACAGGAGCUAGAGGAUAGAAACAUUUUCCCUGCGCGGAGUGACCAGGAAAGACAGGAGAUCCGUCAACAGAUUGAAAUGAAGCUUGCCAAGAGACUCAGUCAGCGGCCAGCCGUUGAAGAGCUGGAGAGCAGAAAUAUUUUAAAACAGAGGAACGAUCAGACAGAGCAAGAGGAAAGAAGAGAGAUUAAACAGAGGCUUAACAGAAAGCUCAACCAGAGGCCAACAGUUGAUGAACUAAGGGAAAGAAAGAUUCUCAUCCGCUUCAGUGACUAUGUUGAGGUGGCCAAAGCCCAGGAUUAUGACAGGAGAGCUGACAAACCCUGGACCAGACUGUCUGCAUCUGAUAAGGCGGCCAUCCGCAAAGAGUUGAAUGAGUUUAAAAGCACUGAGAUGGAGGUACAUGCUUCAAGCAAGCACCUAACGAGGUUUCACAGGCCCUAAGAGGGGGUUUUCUUCUGUGAAGAAACUACUGAAAGUGUUGUUCAUGUGAAAAUCCUGGAGGUACCUCUUCCAGAGCCGUGGCGUUGUCCAUGGGAUUCUCUUAUUCUUCCAGCGUGUGGUUAAUGCUGGAGGCUGUGUCUCCACUGUGGGUGGCUGCCGGAAGAAAUCUGAGAAACAUCUGUGACCUACAUUUCACCUGAAGCUGAUCAACUGGAGCAGCAGGGGACUUCAGUUCUUGGUGUUUUUAAACCGGACUGCAUUUCAUUGAAUGCUAAGAAAAAGAUGAAUCAGUUCUGGGUAAAUGUUUGUGUACAUGUAACCAGCUCGGCUGUAAAAAACAUACAAAAAAAAAAUAAAUAAAGUAGGGGGGAAAAAAAACUAG